Messenger RNA from Passer domesticus (house sparrow), 1292 nucleotides. RefSeq names its product DNA polymerase alpha 2, accessory subunit (gene POLA2). The transcript has 11 exons. Gene Ontology annotation, biological process: DNA replication initiation. The record is from RefSeq and is a predicted model, not a curated record. Lineage: Eukaryota; Metazoa; Chordata; Aves; Passeriformes; Passeridae. Gene Ontology annotation, cellular component: alpha DNA polymerase:primase complex. Bases 96 to 1277 code for a protein of 393 amino acids.
CCUUUUAUUUCGCCAUCGCCACGCCUUUUCUCCUUAUACGGCUUGGCCACGCCCUCCCCCUCACGGGGCCGCGCCCGCGCGGUUCGAGCGCGGCCAUGGCGGAGCCGGGGAUGGAGCCGGAGCCGGGCCCGGAGGCCGUGACGGCCGAGGCGGUGCUGAGGGAGCUGCGGCUCUUCGAGCUGCGCUGCGAGGGCGAGGAAGUGCCCGACAAGCUGGUGGAGCUGUGCCUGAGCCACGGGCUGGGCCCGGUGGCCUUGGCCAACGAGCUGCUGGCCUUCGUCACCAGCAAGGACCUCGACCUGCAGCUCACCCCCGAGGGCCUGGACGCCUUCGAGCACGAGGUGCUGGCCAAGCGCGGCGGCCGCGGGCGGCGCGGGCGGGACGAGCGCCGGGGGCUCCUCCACGACAUCCACUCGCUGCAGGAGCUCCUCCACGAGGAGCAGGAGGACGAGCUGCUGGACGCCUACACCACCCCAUCCAAGGGCUCCCAGAAACGCAGCAAUUCCACGCCGGAGACGCCCCGGCCCAAGCGGGCGCCCUCGUCCCGCAGCCCCUACGGGCUCUUCUCCCCCAGCAGCUUCUCCCCAAGUGUCACCCCCUCGCAGAAAUACUCAUCCCGGGGGGGCCGGGGCGAGGUCGUGGCCUCCUUUGGCUCCGUGCAGGGCCCGGCCUGGCGCGGCCGCGGCGGCUGCGCCGUCAGAACCUUCGGCUGCCCCGAGCAGAGCCUCAGCAAACCCUACAAAUUCAUGUUCCAGAAGGCGCUGGACGUGCGGGAAGCGCUGGCCGAGCGGGUGGAGGAGCUGGGGGAGGUUCUGCGGAGGCACCACGGCCUGGACGCCUUCAGCUCCGCCGUGCUCCCGGCCCAGGAGCCGGUGACGGUGCUGGGCCAGAUCGGCUGCGACGGCAACGGGAAGCUGAACGCCCACUCCGUGCUGCUGCUGGGGGACAGGGAGCACUCGGGGGGGGCCCAGGUCCCUCUGGACCUCUCCGAGCUUCCAGAAUAUUCCCUGUUCCCGGGACAGGUGGUGGCCCUGGAAGGCACCAACAGCACGGGCAGGAGGAUGGUGGUGACCAAGCUCUACGAGGGGGUCCCUCUGCCCUUCCACACCCCCACGGAGCCGAUGGCAGGGCAGAGGCUGGUGCUGGUGGCCUGUGGCCCCUUCACGCCCUCGGACAGCGUCGCCUUCGAGCCCCUCAGUGACCUCCUGGAGCUCGUGGCCCGGGACCGCCCCGACGUUUGUGUCCUGGUGAGGAGACCCCAGCGAGCCCCUCAUUAACCACGGGUAUUAAUU